Williopsis jadinii is the source of this 1279-nucleotide messenger RNA. Its product is annotated as glycerophosphoinositol permease. Gene Ontology annotation, cellular component: plasma membrane. The record is from RefSeq and is a predicted model, not a curated record. The transcript is spliced from 2 exons. Gene Ontology annotation, biological process: carboxylic acid transport; transmembrane transport. NCBI's taxonomy places the organism in Eukaryota, Fungi, Ascomycota, Saccharomycetes, Phaffomycetales, Wickerhamomycetaceae. The annotation marks the transcript as partial. Gene Ontology annotation, molecular function: carboxylic acid transmembrane transporter activity.
ACAGGGUCUGGUCUCUUUUCAGAUGGUUACGUGAAUAAUUCCAUUGGUACCGUCACCACCUCUCUUUCCAUUCUUUAUCCUAAGGAGUAUAAGGAAUCAAAUGCUAUUAGAAACGUCACUUCCAUCGCUUUUGUCGGUACUGUUGUUGGUAUGCUCAUCUUCGGCUACGUCGCUGAUUACCAUUCAAGAAGAGCAGCCAUGUUAUGGGGUACCAUUAUCCUUAUCAUCAUGACUAUCUUAACCUCUGGUGUCUGGGGGAAGAACAGCUCCGAUAUUCACGUGUAUAGAUUCUUCCUGGGCAUUGGUCUUGGCUCUGAGUAUCCAGCUGGUUCUACUGCCUGUGCUGAGGCCUCUGCCAUGUUGCCUCCAGGAAAGAGAAACAGAUGGUUUGUCUGGUUUACAAACUUCAUGAUUGACUCUGGUUUCGUGAUCUCUACUUUCGUGCCAAUGGUGCUGCUGUGGAUCUGUACGCCAGAUCACUUGACUCCUGUGUGGAGAGUUACCCUUGGUAUCGGUGCUAUCCCACCAAUCUCAUUGUUCAUCCUGCGUUUGUAUUAUACAGAAGGUGAGACGUUCAAGAAGACACAGUUCAAGAAGGUGAGAAUUCCUUACUGGGCUGUUAUCAAAUUCUACUGGUUCAGGCUGACAAUCGUCUCGCUCAUCUGGUUCAUCUACGACUACUCUUCUUACGGCUUUGGACUGUUCUCCUCGUACGUGUUGGCAGGUGUCUACGACGAUAGUAAUCUAUACGAAGUCUUUGGUUGGAACGUUGUCCUCAACUUGUUUUACCUGCCAGGCUCUUUCCUCGGUGCCAUCUCUGCUGAUUACAUUGGCCCACGUCUAACAUUGGCCCUCGGUGUCUUCUGUCAAUCAAUCAUUGGUUACGCUAUGGCUGGUUCUUUCGAACAGCUACAGAAGAGUAUAGCUGGAUUUGUUGUCUGCUACGGUAUCUUCAUGACUCUUGGUGAGUUUGGCCCUGGUGAUAACAUCGGGCUCCUGGCUUCCAAGACCUCAUGUACCCCUAUCAGAGGCCAAUACUACGGUAUUGCUGCUGCUAUUGGUAAGGUUGGUGCGUUCACAGGUACCUAUGUCUUUACGCCUUUGGUUAACAAGUACGGUAUUAAGUCCGCAUGGUGGUUGGCUUCCUCACUAGGCCUUUUAUCCUGUGCUUUAACAAUCUUCUGUCUUCCACCUGUUGACCAGGCAGCUAUGCAAAACGAAGACGAGGCCUUCCUGGAAUACCUUGCUUCUACAGGCUUUGAUAUUUCCAAGUUGGGUA